CGUCAGGAUUUUUGCGUCGUGUUCCUUCUCGGCAACUUCACUCCUCGACUUUCAGCCAACGGCCGGUCGCAGCCAAAACAUUUCCUACUUUUAACGCUCCCAGGUUUCUCAACGCUUCUCGGACGUACAACCUGGGAACCAAAAACAUCUGGAAUAAUCAGCGUCUGAGUGGUCGGAUGAUGGAUUUGCGGAUUUUACUCCCAGCUCUCCUGCUUGUUUUCGGUUUGGCGACAGUUUUCGCCCAGUCUUCCGCACCUGACAAAGCGUGUGAGGCAAAGAACGGGACAAGCUGUGAGGAAUGCCUGAAAAAUGUGACGUGUUUGUGGUGUAUUACAACCAAGACUUGUAUGACAUAUCCAGUGAGGACCAUCCUUCCACCCCAUGCUCUCUGCCCACUGAAUGAUGCACGGUGGGGGCUCUGCUGGAUGAACUUCCAGAUACUGAUUAUCACCUUGGCAGUGGUUGGCGGAGUUAUCAUCAUCGCCUUCCUAGUCUGUUUGUUCUGCUGCUGCAAGUGUGAGAACUUUGGAUCCACAAGGUUUGAGGCCAAGAUGGAGAGACAGGCCAAUAAGAUGAAAACCAAGCAGGAAGAAAGGAGGACAGAGAUGAAACAGAGACACGACGAAAUCAGGAAGAAAUAUGGUCUAAGUGGGCAAAACCCUUACUCCAGGUUUGCAUGAGAGUACCAGUGAACUGACAUUUUGCACCAUGAACCUUUUAUUUUUCCUGGACCUCUGAUGGCUACGUAAACUAUUAAGAAAAGUGACAGUAGUUUUGUACAGACAGCCUCUAGUGUCAUUGAGCCAAUGAACAGGAAUGUUAUGUUCACUGUAAUGAUCCAAGAGGCUGUAACCAUAGGCUAGAAUAGACCCAUGUAGCAGCAGUGUUCUUCAAGACUACAGUGGUCUAUCAUGUGACUCCUGUAGCAUCAGUCUACUCAUACUAUCUAUUAGGUUGAGUAUAAUUGUACAUUAUGGAAAGAUUCCUCUUUGGUAGCUGAACAAAUUUUUUUCCUUUGCUUAAGAAAAUCUGUUGCAUCUGUAAACCUGCUCUGGGUUGCUGCUGAGAUUAGAGAUCUAGUUGAUAGUGAUAAUCUAUUUUUGUACUUGGUGUAAUUUGUCUUGUUUCUUGUUUCAAAAUGACUCAUUCCUAUUCUAAAAUGUACAUGUUGAAAAGGCAAUUUCGUUGUGUUAUUGCUGUAUGUUCCACUCAUAGAUGGACUCAUGUUUUUUUUUUGUAACAUACUAGGUUCAGAAAAUACGGUCAUUCUAUGGCAUCAAAAUGAAAUCUUCAUCCUUGCACUCUGAAUUAAUAAAGAAAUAAUUAAGUUAAGUUGAAUGUGUUGAUCUUUAAGUUGAAUUGAAUCAGUCUAAAUUACCUGUAUAACCUGUAAAGACACAAACGCCUAA
This is a messenger RNA of Seriola dumerili (greater amberjack), 1409 nucleotides long. It is a transcript of the gene pttg1ipa, whose product is annotated as pituitary tumor-transforming gene 1 protein-interacting protein-like. Bases 177 to 680 code for a protein of 167 amino acids. Gene Ontology annotation, biological process: protein import into nucleus. Lineage: Eukaryota; Metazoa; Chordata; Actinopteri; Carangiformes; Carangidae. The record is from RefSeq and is a predicted model, not a curated record. Gene Ontology annotation, cellular component: cytoplasm; nucleus. The transcript is spliced from 7 exons.